This is a messenger RNA of Rotaria socialis, 2016 nucleotides long. The record is from the annotation of a GenBank genome assembly. NCBI's taxonomy places the organism in Eukaryota, Metazoa, Rotifera, Eurotatoria, Philodinida, Philodinidae.
AUGGUUGGUGAAAGUUGGAGGGAAUAUUUUGAAUUUUCUUCUGCCGAAAAAAAUCGAACCAAUGGUUUAUGUAAAUUAUGCAAUCGAAACUACAAAGAUCAAAACGGUAUUUUUAGCAAUUUUCUCAAACAUUUGAAGCGAGUACAUCCAAAUAAAUACUGUCGAAUUUUUAAUCUUGAAGACGAAUUUAUAUCGGGAGGAAAACAUGCCAAUGAUGAUGAUUCAACAGCAACUGCUUCAACCACUGUAAAAUCAAGACGCAAUCGAGUUGCAUUAUCUAUGGCAAAAAACUUAAUUGUUCGAUGCAAUUUACCAUUCAAGAUUGUGGAAAGUGCUGGUUUCCGUGACUUUAUGAAGGAAUGUGGCUUUAAAUUUGAACCAAUAUCAGCAAAAAAGCUGAAACGUGAUAUUAUACCUUCAUUUGCGAACAAUGUUCUCAAAAAAAUUCAGGAGACGUUAAAUAAAGUUAAUCAUGUAACAUUAACCAUUGAUGGAUGGUCUGAUCGACGUUGUCGAUCGUUUUUAGGCAUUACAUGCCAUUUUAUUGAUGAUAAAAUGAUACCACAGGCGUAUUUAAUUGAUUUUGUACGACUUAAAUCUCCACAUACUGGCGAAAAUAUUCAACAAUUAACUGAAGAUGUACUUGAUGAAUUUGAAAUUAAAGAGAAGGUGUUCAAGAUAAUUACUGAUAAUGCAUCAUCAAUGAUUAAAGCAUAUAAAUUCGGUUUAUUGGUUGACGAAGAAACUGACAAAUAUGGUGAUAUAAGUAAAUCGAUGUCAGGUACGGCACCAAUGCUUGAUGAUUACGAUCAUGACAUUGAAUUAAACGAUUUUCAAGUGAUUGAUGUAUGUCAGGACGAUGAUAUUGAUGAUCCUGAAGAUCCAGCAACAUUACGUUUAUCAUGUUUCGCACAUACCCUGCAACUGUGUGUGCGUGAUGGUUUAAAAAAUUCAUCUCAUGUGUCAAGAGUACUUGGUAAAUGUCAAGCGCUCGCGAAGUUCUCGCACAAGUCGUCCAAAGUGGCUGAUUUACUUGAUGAACUUAACCAACGUAUUAAUAAAAUGAACGUUACAAGAUGGAAUAGUGAAUACUUACUUAUAAAAUCUAUCUUAUUGAUUGGAAAAAAUGAUUUGGAAUCUAUUACUAAAUUAAUGGAUAAUUCAAUUACAUUUUCGAAUAAUGAUUUUACGGUUCUGGAAGAAAUCAUUAAUAUUCUAGAACCAUUUUACGAAAUCUCCAUUAAAUGUCAAGCAGAAGCGAUUGUUACUGCAAGUUUGGUCGUACCGGCAGUCGUGCAUUUAGUAACUCAUUUACGUGAUAUUAAAGAAAAUCUUUCAUUUUGUACUAAACUUGCUCAACAACUUCAAUCGUCACUUGAAAUACGUUUUGCUGGUAUAAUUAAGCGAUUGAAUCAAGAUGAAGUCGAAAACAAUGAUCCAUUCAGCGAUUCUAUAUAUUUUAUGGCAGCUGCAUUAGAUCCUCAAUUCAAAUUUUAUUGGAUUCGCGAUUUAAGACUACCUGCUAAUGCUGAAAAUCGUUUGAAACAAAAUAUCCUUCAACUGAUUCUUGAUUAUAUCAACAAAUAUGUAACAACAUCAUCGACCAAUUCAUCUCAUCAAAGAGCUGAUCAAAGUUUUUCAUCGUUGCCAUUAUCAUCAUUAUCGUCGGCAACAUUUUCAUCCUCAACGCCAAAACCAAAACGAAGAAAGCUGUUCAAUUAUAAUGAUGAUAAUAAUGAUGAAUCAAAUGGCUCAACAUCAAUGGAUGCUGCUAACGAAUUAGAAGCAUAUAUUAAUGAUCCUGUGAGAUCGAGAUUUUCUGAAUAUUGGUUAAAUUCUCGAUUCAGUAUUUUGAAAACACUGGUUAUACGCAUUUUUUCUGUUCAAGCGUCAUCGGCGCCAGUCGAGCGAGUGUUCUCAUAUGCUGGCCUGAUCUUAUCACCGCGACGAGCAAAUAUGAAUGAAAAACUUUUUAAAGACUUGAUAUUCUUAAAAGUUAAUCAACAUUUAUUGUAA